Papaver somniferum (opium poppy) is the source of this 531-nucleotide messenger RNA. RefSeq names its product non-classical arabinogalactan protein 31-like. NCBI's taxonomy places the organism in Eukaryota, Viridiplantae, Streptophyta, Magnoliopsida, Ranunculales, Papaveraceae. The record is from RefSeq and is a predicted model, not a curated record. Bases 1 to 531 code for a protein of 176 amino acids. The transcript has a single exon.
AUGAGUGUUAUGGGUAAGAAAGUAGGGAAGAGAGCCUCGAUGGCUUUUCUGUUUACUACUAGUGCUCUUCUUCUAGUACUAUUAAUCUCUUUGAGUUUUCCAUCUCCAGCUGAUGCAGGGAGGAGACCACCACCAAAGAUGCCAAUCUAUGUGCCUUCAACACCACCUAAGAAAUCUCCACCACCAGUACCAAAGAAGCCACCCCAUUAUGUGGCUUAUAAACCACUAAAAAAGCCAUCGAAGCCAAAGUCUCCUCCACCAUAUAAGCCAGACCUUACCUCUGCCAAAUUCCCAAAUGUAUCACCAGGUGUUCUUGGAAAAAUUGCCAAAGGAAUUGGCGCACUUGGCAGGCAUUUAAGAUCACCACCACCUUAUAAGCAAGACCAUACGCCGUCCACAGAAUACACAACUGCCAAAAUUACAAUAUCAGGAUUAGGAGGAAUAGGAGGAACAGGAGGAAAAAUAAAACCAAAAUUUCCACCAGGUUUUUUUAAUCCACCAUCACCACGCCUUCCUCCCACGCAUGCCUAA